Funneliformis mosseae is the source of this 545-nucleotide messenger RNA. The record is from the annotation of a GenBank genome assembly. NCBI's taxonomy places the organism in Eukaryota, Fungi, Glomeromycota, Glomeromycetes, Glomerales, Glomeraceae.
AUGAUCAUAUCAAAGAAUGUAUAGCUAGCGAAAUUACUGACAUCUUUUUACAAGAAAUUAAGCUGAACGCACUUCAAAGAGUUUCUGGAAGAUCUGAAAAUAUGUUAGUAGAAAUUAUUGCUCGCUUAAUAGACAUAGCUAUGUAUCAUUUACCUGUAGACUAUGAGGUUGAAGUUACUAGGGCUGAGCGUCAAAUGGGAAGAAAUCGUUUUUUCGAAAGUGGUAAAUGGGAUACUGAUGAAGAUAAAAUCUACUAUGACCAUAAUAAAUUAGUUCAACUCUGUUUAGAUAGCACUAAAGAACUUGUAAAGAAAUGCACGAAAAAAACAUUCUAUCAAAAUUAUAUAGGAUUCAGGGUUAAUAUUGCAGCAAAAAUACCCCUUGGUAAAGAGUUAGUUGAGAAAAUCGAAGAGUUCGUUUAUGCUCUAUUAGUUUUGCAAAGUAUUGUAAAUAAUUUUCAAAAAAGAUCAAGGAAGAUGAGUGAUAUAAGUCCUCCUUCACAUGAAGCUGAAAGAUUAAGCAAGAAAAAUAGUGCAAAUUUCUAA